GGCGAACCUCGGCUGAUCGGGUGGAGGUUUCGACUGCCUUCAUUGUGAAUCUCAACAUAUAGAUGGCUUUUGCCAACUCUGUGGGGGAUCAAAACUUCUCAAGUAGCUACACUGAGAAUACACCGCAAAUUUCCAAGUGUAACUCGGCAUAUUUACAUCAGAGUGAUUCGACACAAAAGGAAUCGGAAACCACUUCUGCAAAGCACAUGUUGCCAACCAAAUGGCCGGAUGCGAUGAUCAUCUAGUGGUAAUAAACUAGCAUAAAGUCUAAUAAGCGAAAGUAAAGUCCUUUCGA
This is a messenger RNA of Aspergillus pseudotamarii, 295 nucleotides long. RefSeq lists its product as uncharacterized. Bases 63 to 245 code for a protein of 60 amino acids. Lineage: Eukaryota; Fungi; Ascomycota; Eurotiomycetes; Eurotiales; Aspergillaceae. The transcript has a single exon. The record is from RefSeq and is a predicted model, not a curated record.